CGCUCCACAGACUGAUUAACCCGUCACGAAAACACGCCCAUCUCCGCUCCCAUAGGACGAACGGCGAUCUUCGCCUCCUUCCAUUGGAUCUCCGCUGACGUUUCUGCUAACUGAUUUGCAUAGUAUCUCCUCAUUGGUCAGAGAUCUCGUCGCUCGGCAGUUGAUUGGCUGAGUCGCUUGUGUAGCUCGUAUUACUUUACUUGCAAGCCCGGGGCGGCAGUUGGGCAAGCUCUUCUGUGAGUAGAAGAAGCUGGUGAUACUAGAAGGUGGUGUGGGCACGGACCGAGCCGCCAGCAGGGCACCGGCUGCCAAUCCGACGAUCACCGCGCACUAUAGCCACAGAGGAGAGUCACUAAAAUAUACUCUGUCCACAAGGAAAGAUGACUCCGGCUCUUACGGAUACAAUGACUCAAGAACCUGGAGUUCAUUUCUCUCCUUCACUUGGAAUUAAGUGCUUGAGUACAGAUCUCAAUGUGUGUGUGGAUAAUUCCAAGACCAGUUCCAAAGCCAGCAGCUCUAGUGUAGCCUAUAGCGAUCCUUCACUAUGUCUCCAGGAAGACUUCUCUAGCAUGAACCAAGAUGAAUCACUUUCUUCAGCACAUUACCAAACAGUGUUUGUAUUGACAACCACUUCUGAUAUGAACGUCGAGGAUAAUAGUAGCUUUCCAUUGAAGACAGAGCAAGAUUCCUAUCGACAGAGGUUUCAUGCACAGCAUGAGGCCCAUCCAUUACUUAUGGAAAAAAAAGUGAAGAGAGAACUUUUUCCAGGUACCGUCAGCAAAGUUCUAGCAGAUGUAAACAAACUAUGGGAUAUAUCUGUGACUGAAGACGAAGGGGUACAUAGACUGAAUGGACGAAUAGAUGGGGAAAGUGUUGCUUUUGUAUUUCCUAGUAACUGCUCUCUACCUGACUUGAAGUGUAUAUCACCUAUGAAGGAUAAACUACAAAAGAUAACCAAUAAGGAAACUGAGGCAAAGUUGUUGCAUCAAAAAUGUCGGAAUCAGCAACAGGAACUCCUUAGUCAUGCGCAAAGAGCCAAGAAGCGUUUGCAGUUGCUCUUGGCAAAAUAUACUGUGGAUCAUUGUAGCCAACAGAUAAGUGGCUUAGUGAAACACAAGACUGAAGAGCUCAAUGUACACAGCUGCUCUGAUAGCCAGUCAGGUACAGGGCAACAUACACAUCCAGGUGUGGUGGAAGGACUGACCAAAAGUGCAUACAUUGACUUUAAACAGGGGGCCACCCAGGUCCCUCCCGCUUCUAUCAGAAAGUUUUCUGUGCCAGCAAAAAGGAUUCUUGGUUGUAUUCAACAGGAAUUGGAUUCGGAUGUAACUGAAAGCAGCUCUGAUGAGGACUGGGAUGAAAAGCCUAAGAAUACUCAGAACUGUGCUGCUGAAUGGAACUGGCUUUCAGAAAGAGCAAAUGCUGGGAGUCGCUGGACCUGGCUUCAGGCUCAGAUUGCAGAGUUGGAAUACAAAAUUCAUCAGCUGGUGGAUCUGCAUAGUCAACUGCGCAGCAAAAAGGGAACACUGGUGUUUAAGGAAUGUUCAAAUUGCAUUCGCGGGGAAGAGACACAUCUGCCAUAUCCAGGCACUUCAUUACAGCCUGCAGAGACGCUGGCAACACCCCCAGAGGAAACAAAUCUGCCUCCAGCAAUGGAUUUAGAAAUGUCUCCAAGCAGCCCGACCUUGCUCCUCAGAAACAUAGAGAAACAGAGCGCUAAACUGACUGAGAUGGUUAGCAGUCUUAUUACUGCCAUUCCUAAUAAUCUGUCUCCUACUAAACCUGUGAAACAUUUGCCAAUUGGAAAGAUGUCUGCUAGAGCUUCUAAGGGACCAUCAAGGCUGCUAAAGCCAGGAGCUCCCACCAUGAAUGGAUUCUGCAAGCAGCAGCCAGUAAAAAAAAGGAAGCGGAUCCAUGCCAAAGCCUCCAUUACACCUGCGGGCAGCUCAGCGCGAACAAGACCUCUGCUGUUAUUUCACAAGAGGAACCUCUAUAGAAUGUUUCCAGGCUACACACCUUUGCAAUUGGCUUUGCACUCUCAUCAAUCAUUAUAUGAAAUAAAUGAAUCGUGGCAAACCUCAAGCUAUGGCUCUACUCGGCUCAACUGUGAAAAUCUUCAGAAACCUGUGUUAGUAAAACGAAAUGUCUGUGAGAUAGACUCCGGCUUCCACCCUGUCUUGUCACUACCUUCCGACCUUCCAUUACAUCUGCACCUUGAGAGUUUGCUGAAGUACAAGAUUGACAGUAAUAAUACGUCGAAUAGCAGAUUGUUCAACCCUGAUGAUGACGAUGAAGAUGGUGCUGAUGAAAAUAUCUCUCAUGUACCUGGCAAGAUUUGUCCAUCAAGCACUGGGUCACAAGUGGUAUUCAAAACACCUAGCCAGGAAAGAGGACAUGGGAAUGCAACUGAAGCUGAUAUUCGCCUGAAUUAUGCAACCCCAUCUGAUGAUCUCAGCGUGACACCCACUUCUCAGAAAACCCCUGUACAGUUACAGUUACGGGACCCCAGUAUUUUGCUAAGUGCAGCAAGACGAAGAGUGAGGAGUGAAAGCUCAUAUGACAUCGAUAACAUAGUUAUUCCCAUGAACCUGGUUGCACCAUCUAAAUUAGAGAAAUUACAGUACAAAGAAAUUCUCACCCCAAGUUGGAAAGUAGUUGCACUUGAACCACUGAAGUCUCCUUCAUAUAAAGAGCUCGAAGAUGUAUCAGACGAGGCUUUUUUAUUCCGUCAUCAGAAAUGUGAGCAAACAGAAAGAGCUCGCUGGUCAUUUUGGGAACAGAGCAAGUGGCCGAAAAGGAGCAGAUCUUCAAGCCAUAGCUCAGGUCAAUGUCCAGAAAAUAUGUUUUUAUCCACUGAAGAUAUCUGUAGUCCGAAUUCCAUGUCACCAGAUUCUUGGAACACAUCACCCCCUAGUGGUUGUGCUUCACAAAACCUACAGUCUGCAGCUGACUGCCAGCAAGGGAAGACAGAUCAAUGGGAGCGUAGAAUAUUUCCUCUAACAGAAGAAGCUGCCAAGGAUCCAAAUAAAACAACUAAACCGUCAUCUUACCCCUGCGCAGUACAGCCUACCCCAGCCCAUGAGGACAAAGGAGCGAAACGCCUCCAUUCCAGCUAUGACAAAGAGUAUAGGUGAUGGAGCACUCUCCACUAAUACUCACCGGCUAGCCUGGUGCUUCGGAAGAUAAACAAGGUGCUGCCGAGGACACUGAAAUCCUGCAGAUCAUUCGGCCAGUCAGCAUUAGAGCAUUGUAACGGGCACUGCUCCAGCGUUAUGGUUGUUCAGAUUUUGUUUUCUUUCUCAUAUGUAGCUGCAUUCGUGCUACCUGAAGAGAACUUGAGCACUUGUUUAAUGUUAUCAGACUGCAUGAUAAUUUCCAUAUUUAAAAGGAAUCUUUUAGUGCUUGGAUGUGACCUAGACUGUCAACAGUGUUCAGUAGCCUUGUACAAUAUAGUGAAUAAUACUGCCUCGGACUGGCACGCCUCACCAACUUACCGUGCAUGCACUGCCCUUUGAAUCAACAGUGCAGGUGCAAGACUUGGAUGCAGGGCUCAGUAGAGGACCAAGCCAAACAUAAAUGGAGGAGGGAAGGAGCGGUGAGGUGUGCCAGACCAGGACACUGAUGCAGCUGGUGAACACCUCUUUGACUCUUAAUAGAAGAUCUAAAGAGCAGUUUUCUCAGUUUUGAUAACACAGAUAGCUACACCAGGUAUUAUUCAUUCAUUGUACAAGCAGCUACAUAACACUUUCAAUUAGAACAUCCUUCCAAUAUUUUGGCAGUACUAGGCUAUUGGACUAGUCUUCAGAAAGACUUUAAGGCUACAUUCACACAAGCAGAACCACAGCGUAUUUUACGCUGCAGAUCUGCCACUGAAGGACCCCUGCAUGGUGGCUUUACAUAUGCCUGCUUGGAGUGGCAAUACGCUGCUACAAGCAGACACACUGCGAUGUGUGAGUUGCCGCACAUGCGCUGUGUACUCUGCAUGCGUGCUGCGACUCGCACAUCGUAGCAGCUAACUUCCACUCCGAGCAGCCACCAUGCAGCGGUCCUUUAGCAGCAGAUCUGCAGUGUAAAACACGCUGUGGGUCCGCUCGUGUGAACAUUCCCAAAGGCUGGAUUUUAGAAUUCAAAGGGGUGGUGUUGCAGUUGUUUAGCCAUAGCAGAGCAUUCAAUAGAUUACUAAGUUAGAAACCUGUCUCCUUGUCACAGUUUCACUUUAAGUUUACUUACCAGCCUUAAAGGGGAGCUUAGGCACUUAAAACUCAUUCCCUAUUCUGUGAAUAGGGAAUAAGUGUCUGAUCGUGGGGUCCGACUGCUGAGACCCCCCGCGAUCACUUAUCCCCUAUCCUGUGGAUAGGGGAUCAUUUGCUCAGUACCGAAAUUCCCCUUCAAGUCAAACCUGCCAAUGUACAAAAACAACCUAUGGAGUGUGCGGUUAUCCAUGUAAUUUAUCAUGGUUAUUUGUUUAAUGCUGCUCCAGUAUAUGCUUAAUUUCCUACACUCAUCUCUUGGCAAUAGUUAUAUUUUCUGUUGACCGUUCACAACUGAUUAGGGGCUUAUCUAUGAGUUAACCCCAGUUUACAUGCCUCUAUUUGCAAUAGCACAUGAUGAUUUACUAGAAUUGGCAAUGUGGAGUGCUGAAGGCAUUAUACUACCAUUACGCAGUUAAAUGGGCACUGUCAAAUUCAAAAACUUUUUAUAUGUUGUACAUCUUGGCAAAACAUUGGGGGGGAGAUUUAUCAAAACCUAUCCAUAGAAAAAAAAUUGAGUUGCCCAAUAGCAACCAAUCAGAUCUCUUCUUUCAUUUUUCCGAGGCCUUUUCAAAAAUGAAAGAAGAGAUCUGAUUGGUUGCUAUGGGCAACUCAGCAACUAUUCCUCUGGACAGGUUUUGAUGAAUCUCCCACAUUAACCUUUCUAAUAUACUUCGUAAGAAAAUGUUUUUUUCCCUUUUUAUAGAAAUAAUGGCUUAUAAAAUCAUGGCUUUGUCCAAGCUGAAGCACAGACAUGGAUAAAGACAUGAUAUCUAUAAAAAGAAAUAACAUUUUCUUAUGAAGUCUAUUAGAAAGGUUAAUGUUAUGCCAAGAUGUACAACAUCUAAAGUUUUUGUAUCUGACAGUGCCCAUUUAAGAAAAGGUUAGGGUCUUGCCUGAAGAGACUUUUAAAGAGGUUAUCCAGCAUUAGAAAUAAACUGCUGAUUUCUUCCAAAAACAGCACCACGUCUGUCUCCAGGUUGGGUGUGGUUUUGCAGCUCAGUUCCAUUGAAGUGAAUGGAGCCAAGUUGUAAUACUGUACAACCUGUAGACAGGUGCGAUGCUGUUUUAAGAAGAAAUUAGCUCUGUUUUUUUUAUUUCUAAAUAACCCCUCUAAAGAGAACCUGUGACAAGUAUUGUUAGUAGAUCAGUGUGUCUUCAGCUGUGGCGAAACAACAACUCCCAGCGUGCCUAGAAUGCCAAAGGCUGUCCGGGAAUGUUGGGAGUUAUACUUUUGGAACAGCUGGAGACACACAGUUUGGAAAACACUGUAGAAGAUAAUACUUGUAUUCCCCAUAAAAUAAUUUCCAGCAUCUUUUCUUAUAGCUCUGUAUUAUGCCAUUCCUAUUAUUCUGUUACUGUAUUAAUAUAUUAAAGUGGGCAUUACGAUUAGACAUUGUCAAUGGGGUGGGUCCCUACUUAAAAUGACUCUGGCCAUACAGCACUGAUCUUGUCACUGUGUGUACAGACCAACCUCAUUGACCUGGGAAUGGUUACACACCAAUGUAUUCAUACUUUCCAAUGAGGAAAUAAUAAAAGGACAAUACAAUGCAGAGUACUGAGGGAAAAAAGGCUUCAGCAUCAGUUGUAGUAGAUACUUGCAUUUCCCAGAAGUGAUGGGUCUGCUUCUUCUCAUCCAUUUUCUAACCCAUUACCUUCUGUUCAGACUGUAUUUUUUUAAAUAAAGUUAUUGCAUUGGCUGACUCUCUUCAUAGUCUUUUUUGUAAUUUUAGAGACAAAGCUGUUGUAGUUUACAUAAUUUGGCUGACAGGUGCCAUAGUUUGGAACAGUAUUACCCAAACGUAUCUGGAAAGGGAACCCUGGCAGCUAACAGCUAUCAAGGUCACAGUAAUGUCUUUCAUUAACAGCAAUAGGAUUCAGAGUUCAGUCAUUCUGUGUAAUGGCAAUGGUGAAAGAUGAAGCGAACUGGCAAAAUCGGAACUUUCGACAACACGCGGUAAACCGGUUUACUGGGAAUCUACUUGAGAUACUGCGUGAUUCUAAGGAUUCACUGUAGCUACCAAUACAGUACAAGCUUACUGUGUGCGAUAACCACGAUGCAUAGAAUCACGUCAUUAAGCUGGAUAGGGGAGAUUCAUAUAUGGAUCCAUUUUCUUUUAUAAUAGGGAAUCCACCAGUUAUCACCAAAAGACUUUGGCUCCUCUCUAGUUCCAGUUGCUUGGAGAAGAUGAGAGUUCCAUUUCCAAAUGUCCAGGCACAGAGAAGCACAACUGUAUGAAGUCCAGCAAGAUUCUAUUAAUAAAUAGGGAACCUGCCUGCACAGCAUAGAGAUGUAUUUUUCCCACAAACGACUGGAUUGCAAGAUUUAAUGGGCACUGUCAUUUGGAAAAACCUUUGACAUAUCCUAGUGACACGGCAAAUUUUGUUUGGCCGGGGUCUGUGUGUUUAGACCUCAGCCAAAUAAGGAAAACAAGCCGGGAGAAGUUUUUGCUCAGCACAUUCUCUCCUGGCUCUGUGUCACGUGAUCAAAACAAACCGAGUGUCUCGAUCAUGUGACAGAUCAGCCAGAUGAGUACACAGCAGCGCACACUGCUCCUGGUUCUGUAGAGGUCUAAACACUCAGACCCCUGCCGAUAAAAUUUUUUUUACAUGUUGCUAUGUCAAGAGUUUUGCAAGUUGACAGGUACCAUUAUAGGGACACUUUAAAUGGAAGGAAUUAUGUUUCGCAAACAUCACAAUAAAAUUAAUCCAGAAAAGCCUAAAGAAAUCAGAAUUAAAUUGGCAAUGCAGUCAUUUCUUCAGAUCAUCUACACAAACACUUAAAGGGGUAUUCCACCCCUACACAUUCUAUCACCAGGAUAGGGGGAUGUCUGAUCACGGGUCCAGCCGCUAGGGACCCCUGCGAUCUUGGCUGCAGCACCCAACAUGCAUGGAGCAAACUUUGCUCCAUGCCGGAUGACUGGGGAUGCGGGGCGGAUAGGGGGUGUGGCAGUGACAUCACGAGUGGAGCGUGGCUAUGAGGUUACAAGCCUCCGGCACCGCACCCGACGCUCUAAACGACUGCCGGGUGCAGCAGGGAGAUCAUAGGGGUUCCCAGUGGCAGGACACCCGCAAUCAGACAUCUUAUCCUCUUUAAGGCCAU
This is a messenger RNA of Hyla sarda, 7353 nucleotides long. It is a transcript of the gene KANSL1L, whose product is annotated as KAT8 regulatory NSL complex subunit 1 like. Lineage: Eukaryota; Metazoa; Chordata; Amphibia; Anura; Hylidae. The record is from RefSeq and is a predicted model, not a curated record. Bases 381 to 3134 code for a protein of 917 amino acids. The transcript is spliced from 16 exons. Gene Ontology annotation, cellular component: NSL complex. Gene Ontology annotation, molecular function: histone acetyltransferase binding.